Molecule: messenger RNA, 1963 nt
Organism: Panicum hallii
Lineage: Eukaryota; Viridiplantae; Streptophyta; Magnoliopsida; Poales; Poaceae
Product: pentatricopeptide repeat-containing protein At2g32630
Exons: 2
Coding region: 68-1657 (529 amino acids)
Molecular function (GO): protein binding
Source: RefSeq, a predicted model, not a curated record
CCACAGCCCAGCGAUCUCCUCUCCUCUCCGGCUCCCCACGCUCUCUCUCUCCCGCCUCCGAUGCGCGAUGUCGGCGUCCUUCUCCGCCGCGCCGCCGCUCGCCGUCUUCGCGUCCCUCCUCACAGCGCGCCGCUUCGCCAAGGCCAAGUCCAUGCUAUCCUCCCUGCUGACGCCGGACUUCCUCGCGGUGCCGUUCCCGGAACUCGCCGCCGCCUCCCUCCCGCCCGGCGCGCCGCCGCACGCCGUGGCGGCCUUCCACGACAUGCUCUUCCGCGCCUACGCCGACGCUGGAGCCGCCGACCGCGCCGCCGAGGCGCUCGACCUCACCGUCUCCCGCCUCGGCCGCCUCGAUCAGCGCUCGCUCACGUCCUCCCUGCUUUCCCUACGCCGCGCCGGGCAGCUCGCCGCCGCCGCCGACCUCCUUAGGCGCGCGCUCACCUCCUGCCCGGAAUCUUUGUCGCCACUCUCCGCGUCUGUGGUCGUCGACGGGUUGUGUAAGGCCGGCCGCGUUGCGGACGCUCGCCAGCUGCUCGACGAAAUGCCUCGCCAUGGCUACAAGCCGAAUGCGCUGUGCUACAACUCACUGCUUGACAGCUACAAACGCCAAAAGGAUGGCAACCAGGUCGCGGAGGUGCUCAGGAUCAUGGAAAAUGAAGGGAUUGAGGCCACAGUUGGGACAUUCACUAUCCUGGUGGAUGCUUUGUCGGCAGCCAAUGAUAUCGACAAGGUUGAAGCUCUGAUCAAUGAGAUGAAGACAAAGAAUGUCCCAGGGGAUGUGUACUUCUACACAGCAGUCAUCAACGCAUACUGUCGUGCAGGGAAAGUGCGGAAGGCCUCCGAGGUAUUUGAUGAAUGUGUUGGCAAUGGUAUUGAGCCCAAUGAGCGUACAUUCGGUGUAUUGAUCCAUGGAUUCUGCAAGAUGGGGCAGAUGGAGGCUGCAGAGAUGUUGCUUGAAGAUAUGCAAGGGCGAGGUGUUGGGCAUAACCAAAUUAUUUUCAAUACGGUGAUUGAUGGUUAUUGUCGUAAAGGGAUGGUGGACAGUGCUCUUAAAAUAAAGGUGGUCAUGGAGAAAAUGGGCAUUGAACUGGACAUCUACACAUACAACACAUUAGCCUGUGGGCUUUGUAGGGUGAAUAGAAUGGAUGAGGCCAAGACACUAUUGCAUAUCAUGAUUGAGAAGGGCGUGGCGCCAAAUUAUGUCAGCUACACUACAUUGAUCAGCAUAUAUUGCAAGGAAGGUGACAUGGUGGAGGCUAGACGGCUGUUCAGAGAAAUGGCAGGGAAAGGGACAAUGCCCAGUGUUGUGACCUACAAUGUUAUGAUGGAUGGGUACAUCAAGAAGGGGAGUAUCCGCGAGGCUGAGAGGUUCAGAAAGGAGAUGGAGAAGAAAGGGUUUGUUCCAGAUGUAUACACUUAUGCAUCGCUAGUUCAUGGCCACUGUGUCACCGGGAAGGUGGAUGUGGCGCUGAAGCUGUUUGAAGAAAUGAGGCAGAGGGGAACGCAACCAAAUGUCGUGGCAUAUACGGCUCUGAUAUCAGGUCUGGCAAAGGAAGGGAGAUCAGAGGCGGCGUUCCAGCUAUACGAUGAUAUGUUGAAAGCUGGAUUGACUCCAGAUGAAUCCGUAGAUUGCCCUUCUCUUCCUGGAUUGCAGACCUAAUCUCCUCCAUUUCCUAGAAGGAAAACAAGAGGAUGGUGUGAUGCUCCUGGAGACUGAACUAAAAGGAGGAUGCAAAGACGUCAGAAAGAAGGCACACCAAUUUCAGCUGCUCCACUUCAGAGUCGAGUCCCUUCUUCAGACCUUGGAGUUCCUGUAUGUAACACAGUUGUCAGCACUGCAUAUCAUACCGUAUCUGUCUGGCAUGAUAUUCGUUACUAGAAGCAGCCUUCAGACAAUGGCACACACGUAUGGGCUAUGCUCUAUUGACUAUGAAGUUUACAAGCUGAGGGAGAAAGCACGAACUCA